AUGAGCACGGGUGAUUUUUUGAGCAAAGGAAUAGAGCUGGUCCAAAAGGCCAUUGAUUUGGACACGGCAACGCAGUAUGAGGAGGCUUACACGGCUUAUUAUAACGGAUUGGACUAUUUGAUGUUGGCUUUGAAGUACGAAAAGAACCCCAAGUCGAAGGACUUAAUAAGAGCCAAGUUCACAGAGUAUUUGAAUCGCGCAGAGCAAUUGAAGAAACACUUGGAAAAUGAAGAAGUAAGUGCUGCAAAGAAGUCCCCCAGUGCUGGUAGUGGAUCCACCAGUGGUAAUAAGAAAAUCUCCCAGGAGGAAGGUGAGGAGAAUGGCAGUGAAGACAACAAAAAGCUCAGGGGUGCUUUAUCGAGUGCCAUCCUAUCCGAAAAACCCAAUGUUAAAUGGGAAGAUGUGGCUGGGCUUGAAGGUGCCAAAGAGGCCCUUAAGGAAGCCGUUAUUUUGCCUGUGAAGUUCCCACAUUUGUUUAAAGGUAAUCGUAAACCUACUUCAGGGAUCCUAUUAUACGGACCACCCGGUACAGGUAAGUCUUACUUGGCGAAAGCCGUGGCUACCGAGGCCAAUUCUACGUUUUUCAGUGUUAGUUCCAGUGACUUAGUCUCUAAAUGGAUGGGUGAGUCUGAAAAACUGGUGAAGCAGUUGUUUGCCAUGGCAAGAGAAAACAAACCCUCCAUUAUUUUCAUUGAUGAAGUGGAUGCGCUAACAGGCACCAGAGGGGAAGGGGAAAGCGAAGCUAGUAGGAGAAUCAAAACAGAAUUAUUAGUACAAAUGAAUGGUGUCGGCAAUGACUCCCAAGGGGUAUUAGUCCUUGGUGCAACGAAUAUACCAUGGCAACUGGACAGUGCCAUCAGAAGAAGGUUCGAAAGAAGAAUAUACAUUCCAUUACCAGAUUUGGCAGCAAGAACCACGAUGUUCGAGAUUAACGUCGGCGACACCCCAUGUGUACUGACCAAAGAAGAUUAUAGAACUUUGGGUACCAUGACUGAGGGUUACUCGGGCAGCGAUAUUGCUGUCGUAGUAAAAGAUGCGCUAAUGCAACCAAUUAGAAAGAUUCAAAGCGCCACUCAUUUCAAGGAUGUCUCCACGGAGGAGGACGACACGAGGAAGCUCACGCCGUGCUCCCCAGGUGAUGAUGGUGCCGUGGAAGUGAGUUGGACGGAUAUCGAAGCUGACGAACUAAAAGAACCAGAUCUUACCAUAAAGGAUUUCUUGAAGGCCAUCAAAUCAACCAGACCUACCGUGAACGAGGACGACCUGCUAAAGCAAGAACAGUUCACAAGAGAUUUUGGUCAAGAGGGCAACUGA
This is a messenger RNA of Saccharomyces kudriavzevii IFO 1802, 1314 nucleotides long. It is a transcript of the gene VPS4, whose product is annotated as AAA family ATPase VPS4. Lineage: Eukaryota; Fungi; Ascomycota; Saccharomycetes; Saccharomycetales; Saccharomycetaceae. The coding region runs from base 1 to 1314 and encodes 437 amino acids. The transcript has a single exon. Gene Ontology annotation, biological process: vacuole organization; endosomal transport. Gene Ontology annotation, molecular function: ATP binding; ATP hydrolysis activity. The record is from RefSeq and is a predicted model, not a curated record.